Meira miltonrushii is the source of this 1776-nucleotide messenger RNA. RefSeq lists its product as uncharacterized. The coding region runs from base 84 to 1718 and encodes 544 amino acids. Gene Ontology annotation, cellular component: COPI vesicle coat; cytosol. The transcript has a single exon. Gene Ontology annotation, biological process: retrograde vesicle-mediated transport, Golgi to endoplasmic reticulum; Golgi localization; endoplasmic reticulum to Golgi vesicle-mediated transport. The record is from RefSeq and is a predicted model, not a curated record. Lineage: Eukaryota; Fungi; Basidiomycota; Exobasidiomycetes; Exobasidiales; Brachybasidiaceae.
AGCAAAUGACAGCAAUUACACUAACACCACCUUCUUCCUCUCCCAUUUCUUGGUCUCAUCAUCACCACUAAUCAGCAGCAAGGAUGGUAUUGCUUGCAGCUUCAAUUUGUACAAGAGGCGGUAAGCCUGUCAUCUCUCGUCAAUUCAGAGAGAUGCCAAGAUCAAGAGUGGAAGCUUUACUUGCUUCAUUUCCAAAAUUGAUUUCGGCAGGUUCACAACAUACAACAAUCGAAACCGAUUCUGUACGAUAUGUCUAUCAGCCGUUAGAAGAUCUUUAUAUGAUCUUAAUCACAAACAAAUCAUCCAACAUUCUGCAAGACAUCGACACUCUACAUCUAUUCGCAAGAACGGUAUCAGAUAUGUGUAGAUCAUUGGAUGAACGUGAAGUAUUACGAAACAGUUUUGAAUUAUUGGGCGCAUUUGAUGAAAUUGUCAGUUUAGGAUAUCGUGAAAAUGUUGGAUUAACACAAAUCAAAACGUUUUUGGAAAUGGAAUCACACGAAGAAAAGAUUCAAGAGAUUAUUGAACGUAAUAAAGAGAUGGAAGCAAAAGAAGAACUUAAAAGACGUGCAAAACAAUUGGAAAUGCAACGCAGAGAAGCCGCUCGUCGUGGACAGUCUGCCUUUUCGGGCAACUCUGGUGGCUUUGGUCCUGGUGGAGGAUAUCAAGGCGUACGUCAAUUUGAAGGCGCUGGUGCACAAGCUCCUGUCAUUCGUGAUACUGGAAGUCCAGCACCUUCUGCACCUGUCGCAAAGCCAUUCAAGUCUAAAGGUAUGCAACUGGGCAAGAAAUCCAAGAACGUCGCAUUGAUGGGUGAAGAGGAAGAUGAUUUGAACGGCGCUGCUGCUGCGACCGCUACCGCUGCUACUGUUACGGCAGCUGCUUCUAGUGCACCUGCUGCCGCUCGAGUAUCCACCAAAGCUGCUGAUCCAGUCGAUCUCUUACCUUCUGUAAGACAGGAGAGCGUGCACUUGCUCGUGAAGGAGCGUGUCACAUUAGCAGCAGCUCGUGAUGGAUCUUUGGAAUCACUCGAAGUGAAAGGAGACCUUGAAUUACGCAUCACCGAUCCAACUUUGUCGAAAUUGGCAAUCCAAGUCACACCAGCAUCCACCUCCUCUCUCGUUCCUUCUUCUUCUCUUCAAUUCAAAACACACCCACAUGUCGAUAAGGCAGGCUGGGCAGAUGGACGUCAAAUCCGUCUACGCGAUUCGAAUAAGCCAUUCCCCGUCCGACAAAAUCUUGGCGUUCUUCGAUGGAGGGCGACAACAAAGGAUGAGAGCAGUGUACCUCUCAGCGUUCAAUGUUGGCCAAGCCCAGUGGAAGAUGGAAGUGGUGCUUGUGAUGUGAUGAUUGAAUUUGAAUUACAGGCAAGCCAAUUGGAUCUCCAGAAUGUUAUCAUCACCGUUCCACUUCCUGCUGGAGUGGAAGCUACUUUUGAUGCACCGGAUGUUGGAACGGCAGAAGCAGGAGAUGGAAUUUUGGAAUGGCAUUUGGAUGAAAUCUCACAAUCUUCCGGUGUUACAUCUGGUCAAUUAGAGAUCAGAGUGAAUGAAGGAGCACAAGAAGUGGACGUAUUCUUCCCAGUUUCGGUUGACUUUGUCUCUUCACAAACAUUGUCGGAGAUUGCAGUGGCUUCUGUUGUUUCUGCUGAAUCAUCACAGGCCGUCAAUUUCUCUACGCAAUCUGUGCUCAGUGCUGAGAAUUAUCACAUCAAUUGAGCUUUGCAAAUGUAUUUAGAAUUAUGUUUUCAACGAUAGUUUACAUUACAAAAAAGUC